Fimicolochytrium jonesii is the source of this 1251-nucleotide messenger RNA. RefSeq lists its product as uncharacterized. The transcript is spliced from 5 exons. The record is from RefSeq and is a predicted model, not a curated record. Gene Ontology annotation, biological process: signal transduction. The coding region runs from base 1 to 1251 and encodes 416 amino acids. Gene Ontology annotation, molecular function: protein binding. NCBI's taxonomy places the organism in Eukaryota, Fungi, Chytridiomycota, Chytridiomycetes, Spizellomycetales, Powellomycetaceae.
AUGCUCGCCCAAGCCCACUUCCCCGGAACCCCCGAGCAAGUGGGGCACUGGAUCGCUAAACUCGGGCUGGCGGGAUACACGCGGUCGUUUUUAGAGAACGAGAUAACGGGCGAGGAGUUGCUGAGAGCCGACCAUGAUAUGCUCAGAGCGCUGAAUGUGCACUCGGUCGGGCAUAGGUUGAGGAUUCUGACGGCUAUGUAUAAUAUGAAGGUUGCGCUGGAACUGCCGUUUGAGGACGGGGAUUAUGUUUCGGAGCAUCCCAAAGAGCAAACCGGACUGAAGGACAUCAUAUCGCAACAAAGUGAGCAACCAGAUCUAUACACUUAUGUACCCGACGUGGUCGAUGCUAAACCUCGUUCGCUACCAUCAGACCUUAUAAUACGACGGCUUAAUCAAGAACUAGACGAAAUGUAUGCCUCAUUAGAACAGCUGAGGGAGGAUCUAAAACCUGUAUGGGAAUUGGUCCGCGAGCCACAGGACUGCGAGCAUACAGAGACUUUGAAGCCAAAGACGAACCUUCGACCUCAAACGCCACAGGUGUCCAACAGAGAUGUACUGAAGCGCGAAUAUACCGUUGAUACCUCCCGGCAUCCCGUAACAAACGUCCUCGCCAUGCGCGUCUACAUUGACCCCUCCCUCAACCGAAAAUCCGAACCCUACAAAACCGUGCAUCUCUCCAACCACGCCACCAUCAACCUCAUCAUCCCCGAAGUCCUGCGCAAGUACAAGCUCUGGGACGACCCGCAGAACUACGAGAUGAUCGUUUUGGAUAGAGACGAUGGGAGCACACGACGAUUGGAGACGUAUGAGUGGCCGCUGGAUAUCCUGAGGGAUAUGCCGAACGCGCGGUUUGUGUUGAAGCGCGCCGAGGGCGUCGAGGAGAUGAUUCUUUUGCCCGGCGGGAAGGCGCCGAUGCGGCCAUUACGGAUAGACACCAACACCGCCAAAUCCCUCGCACCAUCACAACCCACAAAUAGCAGCGCGUCCCCCUCCGAACGCGCGCAGGCCGUCGCGGUCUACGAGUACAACGCCACCCUCGCCGACGAGCUGGACGUAUCGAUCGGGGACCGGUUCGUGAUUGCACGGCGGUGUGAGGGGUGGUGUGAGGUGGAGAAGGAUGGACGGACGGGCUGGGUUCCGAGCGGGUGUCUGGCGGAGAUGAGUGAACAGCAGGAUGGGAGGUCGCCGGUCCAUCUGAAGACGUCGCCGUUGGAUAUUAAGCCGGCGCCGUACGUUAGCAUGCUGUCGUGA